AUGGAAAAACAACAACUUGAAACAAUGCUUUUUAUUGAAAAAUCUUAUUAUUCAAAAAUUUCUAUUAAAUCACAUUCAAAGCGAUGUCUUAUAGCUGAUUGUCUACAUAAAUUAACUGAUGAUGAACAUAUAUCCGAUGAUGUAUUUGCAUUAGCAAUGUAUAUAUUUGAUCGUUUUAUGUCAAAAACUUCUUCAAUUAUAACAAAUGAUCGUUAUUAUAAAUUAAUAGCUUUAUCAUGUUAUAAUUUAGCUAAAAAAUUACGUACAAAUAUAUUAAUUAAUAAUGAAAAUGAACAAUUAUCAUUGAUAUUUUCAAAUGAAAAUUACAAUGAUGAAGAAAUAUUUGAUGCUGAACAAAUUAUUUCUAAUACACUUGAUUGGGAUUUAGCUUAUUUUGUACCACAUGAUUAUAUACAAUUAUUAUUUAAAUAUUUUUUACCAUUAGAAAAUCGAACUCAACUUUGUUUACAUGUUCAUAUACUUCUAUCACUUGCAAUAUGUGAAUUAAAUACAUUAACAAUUCUUCCAAGUCUUUUUGCAUGUGCAUGUAUAAAAGCAGCUAUAAAAGGUCUUUCAUUAAAAAAUAUUCAUCAAAUUGAUGAAUUAAUAUUAAAAAUAAUUCAUUGUAAUCAAAUUGAACUUAGUCAUACACAAUAUUUGAUUGAACAAUUAUUUCAAUCAUAUUUACAAAAUAUAAAACCAUCACCAAGACGUCGUUGUUUAGCACCAAUUGAUACAAGUUCACAACAAUGUACAAAAGUUAAAUAA
Molecule: messenger RNA, 768 nt
Organism: Rotaria sordida
Lineage: Eukaryota; Metazoa; Rotifera; Eurotatoria; Philodinida; Philodinidae
Source: the annotation of a GenBank genome assembly